AUGAGGCCAACUCGAAAUUCACGUGGAAGAAGAUUGGAAGAGCCGAUUGAAGAGGAGGAGGAGCAGCAGCAGCAGCAGCAUCAGCCAGAAGCGGAGCCCGGGAAACGUGUCGCUUCAGAAAUCAGGUUCCGUUCGAAAGGAACCAUGUUUCUCCCGGACAUCCCUGUGAGCAGCCACAAGGAACCACAAGUGAGUUGUUAAUUAUGUAUGAACAGAAAAUUGUUUCGCAUCUGAAUGUUUCGUUCAAGAACAUACAUUUCUAGUAUUAUACUUGUCUUAAAGCAUCUCCCUGAUUUUGAAAACCAGACAAAACACAAUUGUUUUUUUCAGAAGAGGAAAAGAUCGAAGAAGAUCACCCCUCGGGAGUUGACACCACCAAUAAACCCGAGGAAAACCAGAGCUCAACUUCUUAUUGAAAAAAAAGCUGAACUUGCAGCUGCCAAGAAAAAAGAGGAAACUCAAUGUCAAGAAAGUUUGAAAAAUAGUCGGAGCUUGUCGGUGGAUUCGGGAUCCAAAUGCGAAACAAGACGGAAACGACGAUUUUGCACAACCGAGGAAACGGGAAGCCCAGUUGAAGAUUUUGAAUCGGCGGAUGAAGAAGGAUCCUCCGAAGGAACUCCAGUAUUCUUCCCAGACAAAAACAGACCUUUGGUUGUCCAACUGAAACGCUUGCUAGAAAGGAAGACUGUGGACGAGGCAUCGAAUGAUGAACCGCGAAAGAAAAAAAGAAAAUCGAAAUCAGUUGUUGAAGAAGUAUCACCAAAUGGAUAUGACAAAGACAAAGCUACUUCUCCAGAAUCACAAGAUCUUGAUAUCGAAAUAAAUGAAAAAAGAGUUGUUGAAGAAUAUGAAGAUGAAGAUAUUCAACUUAUAUAUGAAGGACCAGGAGAAUUGUUCGGUAAGUUAAUUUUUAAUUCUCAUUUUCGAAAAAAGUAUCAUUUUUUUUCAGAACAACAUCAAACUAGACGAAGAAGAAGAAAAAUAACUAGAACGAUUGACCAAGAAUGUGAUUCUGGGCAUCAAUCCUUCGAAUCAACAUCGCAAGCUACUUCGUUUUUGUCCAAUUCUGGAAGAUGUUCAUCAGAUUUACAUGAAAAUUUGAGCGGAUAUGAAGAUGGCGGAUAUGAAUUGUCAUUAACAGGUUGCUCCUCACCGCUCCAUUUACCACGUGGUUUGUUUUUUUUUCCGGAAUGUUUAUCUAUGACAAAUUGGUUACAUUUUCAGAAACACAAGAAGAAGGAGAAGAGGAUAAUGAUAUUCGAGGACAACACUUUGAAGAACCAGAAGAAUCUGCUUCUGAAGUCGUGGAAGUUCUGCUUGAGGUAUGAUUUUUUGAAAAAAUAUCAUACAUUUUCAAUUAUUUCAGAAUCGAGUUGAUGGAGAAUUGGAACCAUCACAAGAUGUGAGAAUUGGUGAGACGAAUUCCGAAAAUACUUAUCAAAAUGAUCUGCAGGUAAUUUUUUUAACAAGUUGGGUGAACCAUGGAAAUAGUUUAAAGUUUUAUAAAAAAAUUAGAAAACAAUAUGAACUUUUUUCUCGAGUUCCAAACAGUUCUUUGGGAAACUCCUCUUUGCGGUUAUACUAAAAUUGACCAAAAAACUAAUUCAACUCUUUCCACCUUCCAAAAAAUUGAAACCUACAUUUUAGAAUCCAAAAAAGAUCAACAACCAAGCACUCGAAAGAAGCGAAUAUUUGGAAUCGACGGACAAAAAUGAUCAACAAAUUCAAAAUAUGAAAUCACAAGUUCCUAUUUUUUCGAAUGUGAUCAAGUUCGCAAAAAAUGGUGUGGUUUCGAACUGUGAAAUGGCGUUUGCUCCAAGAGAGGUAAGAAAUGUUCAAAACAGUUCAAGUAAGACAAACCUUGAAUUCCAGAAUUUACCAACCACAAGUGGAAUGUGGACAAGAGAUUUGCUUGAUACAAGCGAAUAUUUGAGUGCGAUUGUUUCGCCGGAAGAAAAUGUUAUGAUUGAAAAUGUAAGUCAACUAGUGGUGAAAAAAAUUGAGAAAAUAAAUGAAUAUUUUAGGAUCAAUCAACAUUCGAACAAUCGCGUGAAGCUCCAACAAACCAUCACCAACAAUUAGUGAACCAAGACUCGAUGCCAAUGUUAAACAUUUCGGAAAGCGAAAAAGAUGAUUCCGAAAUCAUCAUUUCGCCAAAAAAUUCAAAUUACGGAAUUAACAUUGAUGAUUCGGUUCAUGUUCAAAACGUUGCUUCAUCAUCAAAACAAUCUACUUUGGAAUCAUGCUCUUUCUCAAUUGAAAAUAUUCUCAAAAAUCAAAACCAGAAUUUGCAAAAACGUUGGUUUCAGUUUUUUAUCAAAGAUGGUUUGCUAGACUACAUACAAGUUGAAACUCCAGAAAGAUCGAGGAAUGCGCUGAUCAUUCCAAAAAAUGAAAAUCAAGCAGCAGAUGUCGAUCUGAAAUCGAUCAAUAACAUUUUCAUUGAAUUCGAUGACUCGAAAAAUCCAAUUCCGAUUUCAUUUUUGUCACAAAUUAGCAAAAUAUUACAUCCUAAUCAAACUUAA
Molecule: messenger RNA, 2525 nt
Organism: Caenorhabditis angaria
Lineage: Eukaryota; Metazoa; Nematoda; Chromadorea; Rhabditida; Rhabditidae
Source: the annotation of a GenBank genome assembly